AUGGAGUCACUGCUUCCAGUCCUGUGGGCUUUGCUGGUGUGUGCGGGGCUUGCUGGCGGCAAGAAAGAGCCAGGCCUGAACCUGAGCUGCUACCAGUGCUUCAAAGUCGCCAGGCUGGAGCUGUGCCCGCCCGCCCAGUGCAACCCCACCGACCGGGUGUGCGUGUCCAACACAGUGGUCCUGGCGGGGAGAUCAAAGGUGGUGGUCACACUCAGCAAGCGCUGUGCCCCCAGAUGUCCCAACACCAACACGAGGUAUGAGUGGACAUCGUGGCCCGUGGCCUCUGGCAGGAUCGUCAGGCAGUGCUGCUCGGGCUCUCUCUGCAACGGGGGGGCCGCCCCCCGCUCGGCCCUGCUGGGGGCGCUCCUGCUCCUCCGCCUCCUCUGGGCCCUGCUCUGA
Molecule: messenger RNA, 399 nt
Organism: Hyaena hyaena (striped hyena)
Lineage: Eukaryota; Metazoa; Chordata; Mammalia; Carnivora; Hyaenidae
Gene: LY6L
Product: lymphocyte antigen 6 family member L
Exons: 3
Coding region: 1-399 (132 amino acids)
Cellular component (GO): plasma membrane
Source: RefSeq, a predicted model, not a curated record